AUGUCUCAAGUCUGUCCCGUCGUCGGAACAACCAACUCGGUUCUUCCCCCCUCCCACCCAGACGUCGACCUCAACGUCCCAGGCCAGACCUGCCCCGUCGUUGGCGCAAAGACAGACCACCACCACAACCUGUCUAAGCAUCCCUCUGUGCCCAUCCCCGCCGAUGCUCAGAACGACACCACCUCAUCCGCCGACGCCCAAAAGUGCCCUGCCCUCAAGAACGCCAUCGAGCAGCCCGAGGCCAAGGCGCUUGACGAUCAAGUCUGCCCUGUCGUCGGCCCUGCCACAACAAUCCUGCCUCCCGACCACCCCUCGACCGAGGGCAAGAGCGAUGAUGCAGAGUGUCCCGUCACAAAGGCCAAGAUUGGCCACCACAAGGGCAAGGUGACGCAGCACCCUGAUGUGAAGGGCGCUGCUGAGGGCGCCGUAUGCCCUGUUGUUGGUGCUAGGGCCUGA
This is a messenger RNA of Diaporthe amygdali, 456 nucleotides long. RefSeq lists its product as uncharacterized. The coding region runs from base 1 to 456 and encodes 151 amino acids. The record is from RefSeq and is a predicted model, not a curated record. Lineage: Eukaryota; Fungi; Ascomycota; Sordariomycetes; Diaporthales; Diaporthaceae. The transcript has a single exon.